Molecule: messenger RNA, 3063 nt
Organism: Neoarius graeffei (lesser salmon catfish)
Lineage: Eukaryota; Metazoa; Chordata; Actinopteri; Siluriformes; Ariidae
Gene: rab11a
Product: RAB11a, member RAS oncogene family
Exons: 5
Coding region: 134-781 (215 amino acids)
Biological process (GO): neurotransmitter receptor transport, endosome to postsynaptic membrane; exocytosis; melanosome transport
Cellular component (GO): transport vesicle; postsynaptic recycling endosome; axon
Molecular function (GO): GTP binding; GTPase activity
Source: RefSeq, a predicted model, not a curated record
UAAAUAGUUAGCAUGGCUACCGAAUUCAAUCCAAUUUGACUGCAGUGCCGCAGCAGGAAGGAGCGAGCGGGCUGUUUCCAUUUUAGCUUGAGCAGUGUUUAUCUGCUUCUGUUUAACCUUCAUAUCUAGCAAGAUGGGAACAAGAGAUGAUGAGUACGACUACUUGUUUAAAGUGGUUCUGAUUGGAGAUUCUGGUGUGGGGAAGAGUAACCUUCUGUCCCGUUUCACCCGCAACGAGUUCAACCUGGAAAGUAAAAGCACCAUUGGUGUGGAGUUUGCUACUCGUAGCAUUCAGGUGGAUGGGAAGACCGUAAAAGCCCAGAUAUGGGACACGGCUGGGCAGGAGCGUUACAGAGCCAUCACUUCAGCGUAUUAUCGUGGUGCUGUGGGGGCUCUGCUGGUGUAUGACAUUGCCAAGCAUCUGACCUAUGAGAAUGUGGAGCGCUGGCUGAAGGAACUGAGGGACCAUGCAGACAGCAACAUUGUUAUCAUGCUGGUUGGCAACAAAAGUGAUCUGCGCCAUCUCCGGGCUGUGCCCACUGAUGAGGCUCGCGCAUUCGCAGAGAAGAAUGGGUUGUCUUUCCUGGAGACAUCAGCUCUGGAUUCCACCAAUGUGGAGACAGCCUUUCAGACCAUCCUGACUGAAAUUUACCGCAUCGUGUCCCAGAAACAGAUGUCGGACCGCCGGGACAACGACAUCUCGCCCAGCAACAACGUGGUGUCCAUCCAGGUGCAGCCCACUGAGAAUAAGCCAAAAAUGCAGUGUUGCCAGAACAUCUAGCCCUCUUCAUGACCUCCUUUUCCUGCAAAGCCCACCUGCAGAAAAGCCUUCAUCCUUCCCUCUCUUGACACCCCUUCCCCCCCUCUCCCACCACUUCUUAAAGACUGCUUUGGUUCAGAGGUGCAGCUGCACACUUGGGCUAGAGCACAGAAGCUGUGUUUCCAAACCUCAGAUCUCAAAAGGGUUACCACCUGCGCUCUGGACUAACAUUUUGUUUGGUUUCUUUUUUCCUUCCUGCCGUGGUAGGCUUUUUUUAUUGCAAAAUUUUAAUAAUCAGUUCUUUACAGAAAUGUCUUAAGAUCUUCUUCUUUCGUUUGCGAACAGUGUGAGGUUUGUUCAUGUUGGUGUCUUGCGCAGCUGGCCCAUAUUUGUGUCUGAGCCUGUCACAAGAUUAGAUGGUGGCAUUAAGGAGGUGUUGCUGUAUGCUGUACUUAGAGAGUUUGGAUACUAGAUGUUAACUAGCAUUAGGCCCUAGGGAUCAUCGACGUCCCCACUUUAGCUCUGGCUGUGUGUAUGCAGAUGCUUCACUUUGCAUGUAAACUUAUACCAUUUUAGGAGCACUCGUAUUAUUGUGUUUUUGACGGUGUUUGAGCAGGAUAGCAUAACACGGUCAUGAUUCUCGUGGUCUGUAUAGUAGAAUAUACUUGCAUCCUUUUAUAUCGGCAUUCUAGAAAGAGGAGAGGGAAGAUGUUCUUUGGUACAGAGAACCCCCACAGACAUGACUCCUCAUACUGACUGAGAGUUCCUCGUGCUGCUGCUGUUUCCAUUCAUCCUGUGCAUUUCUUGUAGAGUAGUGCUUUUAGUGCCUUUUUCAGUGGAAUAUCACACGCAGGGAAAUCUCCAUUUUUGUGCAUGUGCUGACCUUGUGGGCUUCUUCCUCCUCUCCUGCUCUUCACAGCAGCGCUGUGAGGCCUUUAUCACAUGAUCUUCUGCAGUGCUAAAAUGGUGGCAUUCAUCUAUUCUGAGUGCUGCUUCUUUUUCUUGAUUUUUCUGCCUUCUGGUCCCAUUUGGUUCUUUUAGCCAGGUUAAAUGGAAAGAUUAAAUUGUUCAGUAAUAGCAGUCGAGGGGGGGAAGUCCAAGACAAAAACAUUUGAGCUGGGACUUUGAUUUCAGUGCUGUAAAAACACUGAGACACUAUAAUGAUUGAUUUAUGUAGUAUAGUAAGUGAGGAUAGAAAUCUUAGGCCAUCAUAGUAUCAGACAAACUUCCCAUCCAGUGUACCACUCUCCUUAGUCAAGAGAAAGAAUAGCCAGACCACUGCACACAAGACAUAACUGAUCAUUGUAGGCUGGAGUUUUUCUAUGUUUUUGCACCAAACGCACUCUUUCUUUCCUUCUCAAAUCCACACUACAGUUUAAUGCUUUAGUAUUUAUUCUAUAGUAGCCAACUGAUAUUGUUUUGUGCCUAUUAUGUGAGACUCCUGAAAUUUUAUGUUUCUGAUCAAAAUAAAUUAAGAAUGUAUAAUGUAUUGUAGCCCAGUAUAAUCAUGUUGUGACCUGUAAAAGUAAGCGUUCCUAGGAUCCAGCAGAUGUGGAGAACAUCAUAAACUGCAAAUCAUUUUUGCACCAUGGCCGCCUAAGGAAUAGUAUUGUGUAUACAGUAGAAAUGAUCGUGAGGACAAUAUGCAUGAGCUGUUCUGGUAUAUUCUUAAAACCCUACACCCUCUCUAUUACACUUAAAUGUUAAGAAAAUUCUCCCUAAAGCUAGGCACUCCGAGACCCCUUUGGGUUAGUGUGGGGAACCCCCCUUGUAAUAGUUGGUUUAAUAAUGCAAAAUUAUAAUGAGCAAUGUGUAGGUUUGAACCUCUUGACAGCUUUUCUCAAAAUCAUAGUGAAUUCAGUAUGAACAUUGCAAUAUGACAGUCUAUAGCAAAAUAGAACAGUUGUAAAGAAAAUUGUAGACCUGUUAAGUUGGACACUGUCUUUCUCUAUGCAUUCUGUGACUAUAUGGUAUUGGGCCUUCCUCCAAACUGGCCCUUGGGACCCUGACACUAAUCCUGUAACUGACUGGCUGGUAGGGGGCUAAAGGGCAGUGCCAAUGAUGUGUGGGUACAGAUGGCACAGCUAUGCCUAGCCUAAGCACUGAACAUAGCUAGUGUGUCUUACAUUUAUUCUGAAUAUUGAUGUUUUGUCAGUUCUUUCACAUAAUUGCCUCAAACAUUUGUUUAGUCUGUGCUGUACUGUGAUUUUUUUUUUUAUUUUUAUUAUCAUUAUAUUAUUACUCUGUCCACUGUAAUUCAAAUUUCAAAGCGAAAAAUAAAAUUAAGUGAGUAAUUUAGGAAA